Messenger RNA from Sardina pilchardus (European sardine), 1664 nucleotides. Its product is annotated as palmitoyltransferase ZDHHC12-A-like. The transcript is spliced from 5 exons. Gene Ontology annotation, biological process: peptidyl-L-cysteine S-palmitoylation; protein targeting to membrane. Lineage: Eukaryota; Metazoa; Chordata; Actinopteri; Clupeiformes; Clupeidae. Gene Ontology annotation, molecular function: protein-cysteine S-palmitoyltransferase activity. Gene Ontology annotation, cellular component: Golgi apparatus; endoplasmic reticulum. The record is from RefSeq and is a predicted model, not a curated record. Bases 362 to 1159 code for a protein of 265 amino acids.
CAAAACAACUCAAGGAGGAAACAAAUGGCUAGGACAAUUAGUUACUGUGUCCAUUUUUAAGCCAAUUUCUUUUACUUGCCACAAAGUAAAACAACCUGUUAAAGAAUAUUUGCAUAAUUUUUCCAUUUUGUCUACGUUAAAGCUUAAAGAUGGAUCCGUAGAAAUCAACUUUUAACCCGAUUAACGUGGGCGUAAUUAGUUAGCUCACGUUAGCUAGCUAGCGUGUAAACUGCUUUGGUGGUGUUGUGACACUGAGGUUUUCGGUACUAUUAACGUCACGACACCGUUUAACGUUAGCUAACGUUAUUUAUUAUUUAUUGUUUAAGUUAUCGCCAUACUAGAGUUGUUUAAACAUGCCAAAAUGUUUGAGAAGGUGUUUAGAGCAGGUUGUCUCGUAAGAACUGGACAUGUCAUCCUUACUUGGGCGACAACACUUGUGUUAUUUUUACACGAUACAGAUUUGCGGAAGUAUGAGGAGAAAGGGGAGUUGGCACAUCCGGUGGUUUUCGCAUCCUUGGUGCUGAUCUCCGUGAUGCUCUACUUCACGGUUUCGCUCAUGGACCCGGGGUUUGUGCUCAGCGACGUUGAGAUAUCAUCUACAAAUGAAGAACUGGAAGAAAUGAUGCCACAGACUGCCCGUCUUAGACGUUGUGGAUACUGUUUACUACUGCAACCGAUGAGAGCCAAGCACUGCAAGGCAUGUAACAAAUGUGUGAGACGGUUUGACCACCACUGUCCCUGGAUAGAGAACUGUGUGGGGGAGAGGAACCACCGCUGGUUCCUGCUCUAUCUGGGAGUCCAGCUGCUGGUUCUUCUGUGGGGCCUGCAGACUGCCUGGUCUGGUGUUGUUUUCGCCCCGACGUGGAAACUGUGGUUGGUGCAGAACGGCUUCCUGCUGGCUGCUCUCGGGGUGACGGGCGUGUUCUCGGGCGUGGUGGUGCUCCUGCUGGGCUGCCACCUGCACCUGGCGUCCAGCAACACCACCACCUGGGAGUUCAUGGCGCGCCACCGCAUCGCCUACCUCAAGCACUGCGACUCGGAGGAGAACCCCUUCGACCGAGGACCGCUCUGCAACCUCUGGGACUUCUUCUGCGUGUGUCGGACCGUGGCUUGGGAGAGAGUGUACGCCAAGUUCCGAGCAAGUGCAGUGUGUGACUGACUACUGAGUAUGGACACCGUGCUGGGAGGCAUCUCUUCCUGUAAAGCCCAGCACUGUGGCUACCGCAGUGACGAUUGGUGCUCCUCGACACUCGACAUUCAGGAAGGAGUUUGCCAUUGUGCUGCUGGAUGCAUGAUAUGCAUAUCGUGGACAUGGUGUAUUGCUGAGCAACACUUGCCAUCCAUGCUUCUGAUUGUCUUGUCAUGGAGAUUACAGUUAACAUGAAUUGUCUGUAAUACAUUCCCAAAACGUCCAAAAGUCCCCCAGUCAUUUUGACUCUAAGUGGCACACUACAUCGGAUUCCUCAUCUUUUUCAGAAGCAAAAGUUCGCCUCAGGCUUUUCUAGGUUUAUAUGUUAUAUUGUUUUAGAAUAAUCAAAAUGGAUUUCUUCAGCUGUUUCUGGGGAAACGUUUACUGAAUUUGUAAUGAAAGGUUUGUUUCAAGACUUUCUCUUGCUUUAAUGUAAUUUACUACAAAUUAACUUUAAAUAAAUAAUUGUAUUUAU